AUGAAAUUAGCUUCUGCCUGGCUAGUUUCGAAUUUGUGCUUUUUUUCUUUUUCAGGUGCCUUCAGUCAAGGAGGACAGAUCAACUGUGGCGAGUUCCGUGACCCCAAGGUCUUCUGCACUCGGGAAUCUGACCCACUCUGUGGCUCUGAUGGCCAGACAUACGGGAAUAAAUGUUCCUUCUGCAAGGCCUUGGCGAAAAGUUCUGGAAAGAUCAACUUGAAACAUCAUGGAAAAUGCUGA
Psammomys obesus (fat sand rat) is the source of this 240-nucleotide messenger RNA. Its product is annotated as serine protease inhibitor Kazal-type 6-like. The transcript is spliced from 4 exons. NCBI's taxonomy places the organism in Eukaryota, Metazoa, Chordata, Mammalia, Rodentia, Muridae. The record is from RefSeq and is a predicted model, not a curated record. The coding region runs from base 1 to 240 and encodes 79 amino acids. Gene Ontology annotation, molecular function: serine-type endopeptidase inhibitor activity; protein binding.